UAUAAGUGCUUUAGCAAAAAGGUGGAGGCACCUUUGGCUUUCACUACCCGAUCUUGUGAUUGAUUUGCAUAAUAGGUGGCCACCUAAUGCCAGGGCCAAUGUAACCAAUUUUGUUGACAGGCUUCUUUUAACCCUUCGCCCUCAUUCAUCUAUUCAUAGGUUUCGGCUGUCCUGUGACGGAAGGAUUGACUGUACUCGUUUUUAUUCAUGGGUUUGUGCUGCAAUCAGUUGCGAUGUUCGCCAGCUCGAUCUUGAAUUUUUUACCCGAUACAAUAAUGACCGCCCUUUAGUACCUAUGCCUGAGCUUGGUGAGUUGCCUCGGAGCCUUUUCACUUCCAAAACCGUAGUGCUUUUAAAGAUUCAUGGUCGGUUUAUGUUUAAUGUUCCUGAUAAUGUUCGCUUGCCAAACCUUAAGAUCCUUCAUCUCCAUUCGCUUAUAUAUCUGGAUGAUGCAUCCCCUCAAAGGCUCUUCUCAGGUUGUCCUGCCCUUGAGGAUUUGGAGAUCAUUAGACACGGUUGGGAUUAUGCGUGGACUUUUGAUGUUUCUGUGCCUUCGCUGAAAAGGUUUACAUUGAAAAUCAGUAGAAAUAAAAUGAAAAGGUUUGCAGAGUGUGAGUGCAAGAUCAUGGUUAAUGCUCCAAACAUUGAAUACCUUGAAAUUUCCGAUUUUGGAUCAGAUAGAAUUUUGAUUGGUGGGUUGCCCUGCCUUGUUGAAGCACAUGUGAGCAUCUUUAUGUUAUUUGGAUAUUGGAAGAAAAGAGAAAAGGAAUAUGGAAAUGAUGCAUACGGGCUACUUAGAAGUCUCUCAAAUGUUAAGCGUCUAUCGUUAACUGCUUCUACUUUGAAGUCUCUCCGUUACGCUGAUCAUGCCCAUUUGCCAACAUUUUGUAACUUGGUCCAUCUGGAGCUAGGUUUGGAUAAAGAGAAUGGCCUGCUUCCGUUGCCGUAUUUGCUUGAAAGCUCUCCUAAACUAGAAGUUCUUGUCUUUAGGGAGGGAAUUACCCUCCCCGGGGGAUUGACUUACAAUUGCAGAGUCCGAGACUAUAAAUACCACUGGAUUCCACCACAGGAAAUUCCUAAUUGUUUAAUUUGUUGCCUCAAGGCAAUAGUAGUUCACCAAUUUUGUGGCGUUGAAGAAGAGAUGAACCUGUUGAAGUACUUGUUGAAAAAUGCAAUGGUAUCGGAGAAGAUGAUAAUUUUCUGCCAUCGUGGCUAUUCUGUUAACUUUGGAGAAGAAUUAUCAAAUUAUGCGAAGUGCACCAGUAAUUGCAAAUUCAUACUUCAUAUUCCCAAAUGCCAAGGAAAAAGGAAAAGGAAGCUGAGAAUAGUACCUGGCAGCUGAGCAUUUUAUGCAUGCUUUCUGGACACCAAUUUAUCUUUGUAGCUGUUGGUUAUGUUUUUUGUUUUUUUUUUAUGGAACUAUAAAUGGGAUUUUUGUACAUAUUUCAUUUGGACCCGUAUUUAAUGUAGUGGUUUGUUAGUGCA
Molecule: messenger RNA, 1485 nt
Organism: Rhododendron vialii
Lineage: Eukaryota; Viridiplantae; Streptophyta; Magnoliopsida; Ericales; Ericaceae
Product: putative FBD-associated F-box protein At3g50710
Exons: 3
Coding region: 296-1342 (348 amino acids)
Source: RefSeq, a predicted model, not a curated record